AUGUUAUGCGACGCUCUGCUAGCUAUAGCACGGUCAUGCGUUGAUCUCAUCAAUUUCUGCAAACAUUUCCGCAUUUCAGCAGACAAGACAUCAGGCCGCCUUCGUGGGCUGCUUGAUCUCGCCGCCGACUUGACCUCUAGCGAUCUUCCUGCCUGGAUGGAGUUCAAGCGAGCGUGCCCCCUUUUGCCUCACGGUGUGUUCUUCGAGAACCUACGCGAGCUCAAGUUUGCUGGGAAUUCCAUGCCAGUGUGCCGUGCCAAAGACCAAUACAACCUGCUUAACUACAUUCUCAAAUCUUCGUCGAGAUUGGAAAAACUCACAUUGAGAGGGGCCGGCAAGGCCUCAACGAUUGAGGAUCCCAUAGAAGUGGUAUACGGUGCAGGCGUGGCCUUCCAACUCCUGUGCAUGCAAUGGGCACCAUACAGAGAUCUCCUAAAGACGAACUGCCUUACGUCUCUCACACUAAGCUGUCUGUACGUUCACUCCGACACGGUCAACUGCUUCUUGAAAAAUCACGCCCACACAUUGCAGUGCCUUUCGCUGGAAGGCCUCGUUCUAUCCUGCUCAUUCAGCAACCUGUUGGCCGCAUGCCAUGAGUGCUCGAAGUUGGAACUGCUCUACGUGCGUGCGCCGUUCCUUCUUCCACCCGGCCCUUGGAGAAACUUGGGACCCACUGUCUUUGGAGACGUAGCGUCGCGAUAG
Molecule: messenger RNA, 702 nt
Organism: Mytilinidion resinicola
Lineage: Eukaryota; Fungi; Ascomycota; Dothideomycetes; Mytilinidiales; Mytilinidiaceae
Exons: 1
Coding region: 1-702 (233 amino acids)
Source: RefSeq, a predicted model, not a curated record